Messenger RNA from Alternaria ethzedia, 816 nucleotides. RefSeq lists its product as uncharacterized. Lineage: Eukaryota; Fungi; Ascomycota; Dothideomycetes; Pleosporales; Pleosporaceae. The transcript has a single exon. The coding region runs from base 1 to 816 and encodes 271 amino acids. The record is from RefSeq and is a predicted model, not a curated record.
AUGACUUCCAAAGACGACAAGAAAGUCACCAAGACGCAAACUAAUCGCCUACCUGCGCCUGCGCUCUUUGUCGGGCCACCGUCACACAAUGCCUCCAACACAUCGCUGCACGAAGUCCGAACGCCUGCAAGGGCGCCUCUAGUCCGCCAGCGCUCACUCCUUUCUCCAGACAACAAGCGACCUCUUCCACCCACGACCACCAACGAUGGCGACCACCUCAGCCUCACAUCCACGAACCCCUCGGCGCCCUUCCAACGGCGACAAAGACAGCACAGCCAAGCCGCAGAUGCCGAAGCAUCGUCACGCGCAGAAGCGAUAUGGGCAGAGAUGCAAAACACGUUGGAGGAGGUUGAGCUGAGCGCCAUCAAGGGCCCAGGCAUGACUGUCUUCGGCUCUGAACACUCUCGAGCACUAGAUGAGCUGCGAAAAGCGCAGAUAGAACUUGCGAAAGCAUGGGCGCGCUCGGAAGAGGACGAACAGACACCCGAACAACAAAAGAAGUCACAGGACAGCAAAGCGAACGACUUGCAACCCCAGAGUCUUGCGAACCAUCCUCAUGACGGCGCAGGGUCAGGAAAAGGCGAGAAGCUGUUCGACCGGAUCAAGCUGGAGGAGGAAACAGAGAAGGACAUCGAGCUGAGUCGGAAGAGGAGAGAAGAGAACGACCGAUACUUUGAGAAGGUGAACAAGGGUGUGCAAGAAGUCGUUGUAAGACUGGAAGAGGUUGCAAAGGCAAUGAGGGGGGUUGAGAGCGAGAGCAAAGAGAUCUGGGGACACGGGAGUGAAGACAGUAUGGACACUGCGAGUGUUACUUGA